AUGGGUCCAAUUUGUGAUGCACUAAAUGAGAGAGAAAAGGGUGUACCACAAUCAGUUGAGUCUAAAUCAGACUCACCAGUGCAUACAACUCCACAGAAAACACCCAUUGUAGAAAAGGAAUAUGAGCAUGAUAGUGACUCUAAGAAUUCCACUGAUGAUAAUGCUUCUUUACCAUCUUUUGUGCCUGUUGCUCCAUUCCCACAAAGGUUGGUGCAGCAAAAAGGGAGUAACCAGUACAAUGAGAUGUUAGAAAUGUUUAAGCGAGUCAAUAUAAAUAUUCCUUUUCUCGAAGCAAUCAAACAGAUACCUGCUUAUGCUAAAUUCUUGAAAGAUCUAUGCACACAAAAACGGAAAUAUCAUGUGCAUAAGCGUGCCUUUCUCACUGAGCAGGUGAGUUCAAUUAUUCAAAACAAGACCCCACCUAAGUUUAAGGGCCCAGGUAGUCCAACUAUCACAUGCACUAUAGGUGACCAUAUAAUCGAUAGGGCUUUGUUAGACUUAGGCACAAGUGUGAAUCUUCUGCCAUAUUCAGUAUAUGAGAAGUUAGGUCUAGGGGAGUUGAAACCCACCCAUGUUACGCUGCAAUUAGCGGACAGAUCUGUAAAAAUUCCUUGUGGACGUCCUUUUCUAGUGACGUCCAAUGCUAUCAUAAAUUAUCGUAAUGGAGUGUUGAACUUGUCAUUUGGAAACAUGACUGUGGAAUCAAAUAUUUUUCGGGUUAGCCAACAACCUAUGGAUUUUGAUGAUAAUGAAUUGCAUGAGGUUAAUAUGAUUGAGAGUCUGAUCCAAGACUCGUUGCCUGACAUCUUAUCUAUGGAUCCUUUGCAAGCAUGUUUAGAUAACUUUGACUUAGAUAUUUUUGAUUCUGAGUACAUUAGUGAAGUACACUCUUUGCUUGAAUCUGUGCCUCCCAUGGAUAUUGCUAAAUGGCAGACUGUUGUGGAAGCACUUCCACUCUCUGAUUCCAAAUCUGCCUCAUCUCUUGUCAAACAACCUAAGAUUGAUUUGAAGCCAUUGCCUGAUACUCGUUGA
Papaver somniferum (opium poppy) is the source of this 1032-nucleotide messenger RNA. RefSeq lists its product as uncharacterized. Lineage: Eukaryota; Viridiplantae; Streptophyta; Magnoliopsida; Ranunculales; Papaveraceae. The record is from RefSeq and is a predicted model, not a curated record. The transcript is spliced from 3 exons. The coding region runs from base 1 to 1032 and encodes 343 amino acids.